UUAGAAAUCCCAAUCCAUAACAGAAAACCUAUGGAAUUUAAAUCACAUGAUGAAAUCCAUAUUCUAAAUUAUAGGAUUUGAAACAAACACCCCCUAAAAGCAUUUGUGAAAUGCAAACCGCCUGUAUAACCAUAUGAGAUAUUUCUCAUGACUGAGUUGGUUCGGGGCCCAUCGACAGCUACUAGUCCACAUGAAACCUUGGCUCGCGUACAUCCAACUCUUCCUACUUUCUCACUAUAAAUACCCAUCAAUUUGAUUUGGUUCGUCGUGAAGAGAAGAAUAAUUACUCCUCUUUCUUCACAUCCCUCUUUCUCUCUCUCUCUAACUCUUAACUGUAUAGAUUAUUAUUUUUUUCUAACAAUGGCUAUUAAGGAAGAUAUUGAGAGGGGAAUAAACGUGGAGGAGAAUGACUUAGCUGAGCCUCUUGUAAAGCAGAAGGAUGUCGCUAGCGGUAGUGAAGAGUCUUCGUCAAAUGGCGAAGAUUCGUUGCGGAUGGUUUUGCUUAGUACGGCCAUGGCAGUCUACGGUUCCUUCGAAUUUGGACUCUGUGUGGGUUAUUCUGCACCGACUCAAUCAGGGAUCAGGACUGACAUCGGCCUGACUCUUGCAGAGUAUGCAGUCUUUGGCUCUGUAUUGACUGUUGGUGCCAUGAUCGGUGCGAUCACUAGUGGGCGUAUUGCUGAUUUUUUCGGUCGCAAAGGAGCAAUGAGAGUAUCAGCUACUGUAUGCAUUAUAGGAUGGCUCGUUAUUUACUUUGCAAAGGAUGCUUUAAUGCUUUACUUUGGGAGACUCUCCACUGGUUAUGGUCUUGGAGUCCUCUCUUAUGUGGUGCCAGUCUUCAUUGCUGAGAUCGCACCUAAGAAUCUACGAGGAGCGCUUACUACUUUGAACCAGCUUUUGAUCUGUGCUGGUGGUUCAACUGCUUUUAUAAUCGGUACAUUUGUUAACUGGCGCAUCCUAGCAGCCAUUGGACUCCUUCCAUGCUUUAGUCUCCUUGCAGGCCUCUUUCUCAUUCCAGAGUCUCCAAGAUGGCUGGCAAGGAUGGGGAACCAAAAAGAGUAUGAAGUAGCAUUACAAAAACUACGUGGAGAGAAUGCUGAUGUCUCUAGAGAAGCAGCAGAAAUUGAAGAAUACAUAGAAACUCUUCAGAGCCUUCCCAAGGCUAAAGUUCAAGACCUAUUCCAGAGCGGAUACAUCCAUUCAGUUAUUGUAGCAUUUGGCCUAAUGAUGCUUCAACAACUUGGAGGAGUAAAUGCAAUUGGAUUCUAUGCAAGUGAGACCUUUGUUUCUGCAGGCUUUGCUUCAGGCAACCUUGGAAACAUUUUAAUUGGCUGUAUACAGGUACCCAUUACAGCAGCGGGUGCUAUUCUAAUGGACAAGAGUGGAAGACGGCCUCUUCUAAUGGUUUCAGCAUCGGGAACAUUUGUAGGUUGCUUCCUUACAGGCAUAUCAUUCUACUUGAAGGGCCAUGAAUUUUUUUUGGAGUGGGUUCCUUCGCUUGCUCUUUCAGGUAUCUUGGUGUAUAGUGGGUCAUUCUCAAUAGGAAUGGGACCUGUUCCAUGGGUAAUGAUGUCAGAGAUAUUCCACAUCAAUAUUAAAGGAAUUGCUGGAAGCUUAGCGACUCUAAUUAGCUGGUUUGGUUCCUGGUUGAUGACCUACGCCUUCAAUUUUCUUAUGAGCUGGAGCCCUUCAGGUACCUUUUUUCUCUUCUCGGCUGCUUCUGCAAUAACAGUUCUAUUUGUAGCAAGAGUAGUACCAGAAACAAAGGGCAAAACGCUAGAAGAAAUUCAAGCAUCACUGAACAAGAAGGAAGCCCGAUAAAACUCAGAUUAAUCAUUUAUUGGAGGGAAUUUGAUAGCUUGAAAUUUGAUCAUUUAUUGGAGCGAAUUUGAUACCCAGGAAUUUUCAGUCUCCUCGGCCAUUGCCACAAGAGAUGAGUAUGGGCUCUGUGCAAGGAUGACAUGCAUAAACGCCGGAAUGAGUUCUAUAGAGCGUGUUGUUUAGUGUAAGAAUGCGAGUAGCAAACAGCAAGUGAUACACAUUACCUCCAAUUUAUAGAGAUUUUCCACAUGUUCCUAUGUUUAAUCUAAUUCUGUCAUGUAUACAUGCAAGAAGUAAAGAUACGGAACUUUAUGGCACACAAGAAAUUAGUUCAAGGGAGCACCCAAAUAAACUCUACAUUUGCGACU
Asparagus officinalis (garden asparagus) is the source of this 2189-nucleotide messenger RNA. Its product is annotated as sugar transporter ERD6-like 16. Gene Ontology annotation, biological process: transmembrane transport; carbohydrate transport. The transcript has 17 exons. Bases 361 to 1821 code for a protein of 486 amino acids. Gene Ontology annotation, cellular component: membrane. Gene Ontology annotation, molecular function: sugar transmembrane transporter activity. The record is from RefSeq and is a predicted model, not a curated record. NCBI's taxonomy places the organism in Eukaryota, Viridiplantae, Streptophyta, Magnoliopsida, Asparagales, Asparagaceae.